Aricia agestis (brown argus) is the source of this 5371-nucleotide messenger RNA. It is a transcript of the gene Atg101, whose product is annotated as autophagy-related protein 101. Bases 90 to 1604 code for a protein of 504 amino acids. The transcript is spliced from 7 exons. The record is from RefSeq and is a predicted model, not a curated record. Lineage: Eukaryota; Metazoa; Arthropoda; Insecta; Lepidoptera; Lycaenidae. Gene Ontology annotation, cellular component: phagophore assembly site. Gene Ontology annotation, biological process: autophagy; protein phosphorylation; autophagosome assembly. Gene Ontology annotation, molecular function: protein serine/threonine kinase activity; ATP binding.
UUAUGGUGGAACGGGUACUUGUCAGAGUUUACGAAAACCUUGUAUUUUCAAUAUUUUGCACAAUUAGAUUUUAGAUUAUAUAUAGUUUAAUGGGAAACGCGAAUAACAAAAGUACAUUUACUGGUAGAAGCCAAAGCAGUUUCUUUAGUUCAACUCGGGAACCUCGCGCUUUUUCUAGCCAGUUCAGUUUGUCCCACUUUGGUAAUCUCAGCGGCCGCUCCUUCGCAAGUGUAACAAGUAACCAGUCGGUAUAUAGCGCAUCACGACCUUGGUCUCGAGUUUCCAGACGAAGAUGGAAUGAAUCAACACUAAAUAGCCCAUUAGAGGCUAGUAAAACCGCCUGGCCUGUUGCAAAUAAGGAGUCAAUAUUCUUACCUGAAUUUCCGAUAACCACAGACCUGCAACAAAAGCAAUUUGUGAUAAUUAAAACCAUCGCCAAAGGAGCUUUUGGAGAAGUGUACAGAGUGAACAAUACGAAGGAAAACAAAGAAUAUGCACUUAAAGCUCUAAACAAAAGCCAGGUUGUCAGCGAGAAUGCGAUCAGACAAGUGAAGGAGGAAGCUCGAAUACAGGCGGCAGUCGGUCAUCACACCUUCAUAGCUGGAGCGGUGGCGCGGUGGCAGACCAAGAAGAGACUGUAUAUAGUUUCAGAGUACAUACCGGGGGGCGAGCUGCUGGCGCUGCUAGACAGACACGUGAGGCUGCCGGAGGAGCUGGUCAAGCUGUUUGUCGCGGAGAUCGCCAUAGCUAUAGAUUUCCUUCACAACGCCGGCAUAAUAUACCGCGACCUCAAGCCGGAGAAUAUUCUUCUGGACGCCGACUACCACAUCAAGCUCAUAGACUUCGGCCUGUCCAAGUGGCUGACCAUCGGCUCCCGGACUACAACCGUCUGCGGCACGCUCAAAUACAUGGGUGAGUCGCCUUGUAUUGACACCGGCAACAUGAACGCGCGGACGAUAGCGUUCGAAAUGUCCAUGGAAGGCAGCCAGGUCGACGAGGUGGUCGCCAGCAUAUUCCACACGGUGCUGUUCCACCGCUCCAGCGGCAAGUUCACGUACAACAACGAGGAGAGCUACUCCAUCCGCACAGUCAGCUACGUCGACGUGGACUGCGACUUCAUCGACUUUACCUACGUGUGCUGCGAGUCUCCCGCAUUAGGACGCAACGUCAAACGCGAGAUAUCCGACUUCUCCGAGCUCCUACGGGGAUUGGACUCCAACUCCAACCCUCGCGGGACAAUCAGCCUCGAGUUCUUCCAGAAGCGCCGAACCCGCUGGCCGUUCCAACCGGAGUGCGUGCCCUGGGAGGUGUGGACGGUGUGCUGCGAGCUCACGGAGUCCAGGACAGAGCAGGACAUGCGCAGCAAGCACGAGAGCGUUGUCGAAAUGCUCCAGGAUAAGAUAGUUUUCAUCACCGAGAUCAUCAACCGCCAUGAGUACGUGCCGAAGAUGCCGAGCCGGUCGGACGCGGAUCUCAUCUUCGACACGUCGUACUCCGACAUCCAGCCGUAUCUCUUCAAGAUCCACUAUAACCUGUCCGGCGCGCCCUCCACGUCGGUCGGCAACACGGUCCGCAAACUGAUCAGGGACACGCUGUCCUUGUGAUGUAUGCUGUGUCUUUACCAGAUGACCGCGCCGUCUAUACAGUAAACCACGUACGUACCUCCAAAAGUUCGGAGUGAACAUCGCUAGUGUUCUAAAGAGAAUAGAGGUAUAGUUUUGAAUCUUAGUCCGUCUCUGUUCUCUCUAGAAUGUCAGUCUUUCCAAUUUGUCUUCUUUAGCGAGUGUAAUACGAAAAGUGCAAUUAUAUGUGCGAACAAAUGUAAAUAGUUAUUAUAUUUCUAAUAAUUAAUAGGGAUGAUAUUUUUGCAAUAUUCUAUUUACAAUGUACUUAUAUAUAAAUAUUUUGCACGACGAGAAGUCAUAUUAUUUUAAUAUAUUUAUUCGGACAUUACUAUGAUUUGUUUUUGUUGUUAACUCGUAAUGUGAUGUUGAUAUUGUUUGACUUUAUGUUGCCUGUAUGGUUUUUGUAAAUAAGUGAGUAGAGUGAUAGGUUGCGUGACGUCGUUCGCCCCAGCGGCUAAAAAAACGAGGCCGCCAUCUUGAGAAUGCGUAGCUGUCAGUUUGACAGUGACAGAUCGUUGUCACUUGGAAAUAUAUUCUAAAAUGUAUGUGUUGCCAGGACGUGUGGUAGCGGUGAGAGAAAAUAGUUUUACUUCCACUCUUUGUGCCCAGUCGUGAAGUUAUUUAGUUAGCUCGAUGUUAAUCUUCAAUUCUUAUUUAUAUUUAGUAUCUACACUGGCUGGUUAAUGUGUCCACUUGUGUUAUUCAUAGUGAUUUAUUUUAAUCUUGUGCUUAGAUAGUAUAAGUUCUGUAUGACGCACUUAACAUAUACUUGUACAGAUUUGCACUUAAAAUAUUAUGAUAUGACGUAUUAAAUUGUCGAGUUUUGAAUUUAAUGAAUGAAUGGCUAAUAUAUGUUUGGAGUAAGUUUUUAACAUAAAUUCUAAGUUUUUGCUUAAUUAAUGAGCUGUAUCGCAAUAAAGAUCGCUACUUUAGAGUUAUAUUACUGAUAUUUUAAUAUUAGUCGAGUGUGUUCACUCGAGAUGUAUAGUCUUUUGACUAAUUUGUUUUUUAUAUUAAAACGACGGCUUUGUGAUAACGCUGACACUAGAUACUGUAACUGUAUAAACUUCAUCGAUAGCAACAUAAUGUUAAGAGUAUUAUACGCUAAGUGUACAUAUAGAUGUAUAUAAUUUUCUAAGAAUUUUCCGAAUAGGGAGUGUUUAAAAUCGAGAGCUUUAUCAAAAUAUGUUUAGUGUUCUUAAUUAGUGACGGGUGAGGUGACGUAGGAUAUUUAUUUUGAAUUGCCACAGUCGGUGCGAAAUAGUGACCUUAGUUCCCUUCCUACUAGAUUCAGUGUUUCGAAUUCCUAAUAUAUUAUAUUUCUGUGACAUAGAAUGUAUGGAUAGUAUUGUAUGUAAGCUGUGAGUUUGAAUUAAUGUUUAGGGUAGUUUUAAAAUUUAUCUCUCAACAGAUAUUUAUUAUAAUGAAGACGCAAUCGAAUUUUUCAAUUUCAACUCUCGUGUCUGCUUUAGUAGAAUAACCUCCUAAAUUGGCAAAUUUUGUGAGCUAUUCUGUUCUAUCAAUGUCUCUGGUUAUUCUGUUGUUAAUAUAAUCUAUUAAAUAGGUUAUUUAUUAGAUUAUAUUGUGACAAAUGUAAAGACAAGGAAAACUUUCUCAUGCCUUGAAAAAGUUAUGAUUUAGUUAUUAAAGAGAAGUAAACAGAUCUCAUAGGAGAUUUAGAUGGUGUUUAAUUAAUAAUUAAUAAUGAAUGUUAGAAUUAAUGUUGAAAAUACAAUUUUUAAUUACUAUGAAAAUGACAUUUCUGUACAAGAAUUUUAAAACUUUCUAUAUUACAAUUCUCUUGGUCAUUAGCCAUUUUAAAGAUCGACGUUUGAUUUUGAAUCAUAAAAAUAGUGAAUUGUAAAAUAUGUAUUUUAUUAUUGUACCUUACAAAUUCGUAGCUAAUAGUAAUGGGAUCAUAUAUCUAUUUAAUGUGAAGUAAACAAAUAGUUUUUUGCUCUAUAACAUUAGAUGAACAUAUAACCGUAGUACCUGUAAUAUUUUAAUAGAUCAAUUACCUUUCCUUCUAACACUGACGCCCAGUCUCUGAGUUUGACAAAAGUUUAUGUAUUCGCUAGCGCAUUGGCGUAAUAGUUAACCAAUCAAAAACACUAUUGAAAAGAUAAACUCCAGUCAAAGCAUCAGAAAUUGGGCAUUAUAAAAUCAGAUAGUUAAUGGUGAGCUUGUGAAACUGGUACCAAAUUUGGUAAUGCAGCAUGGGUACAACUACAUAGAUUUCAAUUUGCUAAAUUAACAUUUGUAUCUGCACAUUUUGAUAUUUAAAAUUUAUAGUGUUGCCAGUUUUGCACAUUUUUUUUCUACACGACAAAGUGACCAAACAUUUUCGUUGGAAUCGAGCGAAAAAUGAAUCCAUCCAAUAUUGAAUUUCUAAUUUUUUACUUUCCUACCUCAUUUUGUGACUAGCUUUAGCGUUUGCGUCUUGAUUGGAUAGUCUCCUAUAGUCCGGUCGAGGGACAAAGAGAAAUUCUUCCAUUGACCUAUCGCUGCCUGUCUCUUUCAUUCUUACAUGAAAAUAUUGGUAUCGCGCAGCAGCUUUAAGCCAAUAAGGAUUUCUCUCUAUUCCGCGCCCAGACUUAACCUUAAUAUUUAGCUGAAAUAAUUAUAACUAGUGAUGGGUAUUUAGGUCGAUAAAUAUCAGUGGUGAUAAUUUAUGAGUUUAUCGAUGGAUCUUCGGUACAUCCCAUCCCUAUUUAUAACUCAUCACCAAAGAUAAGGCUGUAUACAAUUUGCCAAUAUGAGUAUGACAAAUUUUAAUUCUAUUAGCGAUACUUGGUCCGAGUUUUAUGAAGAAUUAAUGCAAUGCACUUUUUUAUUAUUAUGUUCGGCUUAUAAGGCUUUUUUGACAAGAGUUUAUCUUUUAAAGUUAUUGAUUGGUUGACGUUUUGACGGUAGCCAAUCAAAAAAGCUGGCGAAUUGACAAACUUCAGGCAAGAAACCUUAGAAAUUCAGCAUUAUUGAAAAAAAAAAAUUGAGUCCGUUGCUAACCCUAUUUAAUUCCUAGGGUUGUCAACUGACUGUUUUUGAAGUUACUGUUUAUUGAUUCUUCUAAGCUUCGGUUCUAGUAUACUUACUUCGUAACACUUUAUGUUGUAUCAUAUCAAAAGGUACCUUGAAAGCUGUUCUGAAAAUUUGGGAUCUGGUGAUAAGACAAUAUAUUUACAAUCUGAAUUACCUGAGGUGUGAUUUGAAUAUUGUUCGAGAACUCAAACUGAUGAAAAUUGUUUUUUUUUUAAUCUUAGGCUACGGUAAGGUGUAACGUUUGACUAAACUGGAAUGAAAUGGCAGCAAGGUUUCAGAAAUACUUCUCGUUUUGUCGAAUGUGCUUUGAAUGUUUAAAAUUAAAACUAUUUUAACUUAUAAGGCUUAAGUAGCUGCGUUUUCGAACGUAAUAAUUGGCUAUACUUAUGCCAGUCUUAGUUAAUCUCUUGUUAAAAUAUCAUGCUUUCUCUUUCAUAGCGAGGGAAAUGACAUGAUAUUUAAUCAACGAUUAACUUUGAUAGAUUGGUGAAAUUGGUACUAAAUUCUUGGGUUCUCGGAUGCGUUUUGUAAAUAUCUGUAGCACACAAAAGAUGGCCUUAUUUGAAAGAUGACUAUAGUCGUUGUGUUCUAUGAUUCUUAUAUUGUAUGAAUGACAUAAUAUAUGUUGUGAUUUAUAAGUUCAAAAGUAAAUAAAAAUUAGUCUUGUGAUAAUUUAUAUAAAGAUGUAAAUAAAUUAUAAAGUAUAA